UACUGUUACAUUUGAAGAACAGAAACACUAGCAGAGAGUCUAUAUGGGCAUGGCCUGUUUCACACCAAUCUCUUCAGAUCAGUUUCUACUAAGUUUGACAGGGCCACAAACUACAUCCUAGUAUGUAUAGGUUUGCUCUAUAUGUACCUUAUAACCUGGGAACUGAGUGCCUAUAAUGGUUACAGGACAUUUUUGCUUGUUGACUGCAUUUGUUGACUGAAUUGAGCAUAUAAGAGUGGCAAAAAUUGGACCAAGAAAGGAAGUUGACCUCAAGAAAACAAGAACACAACAGCGACGCUGUACAUACUCCCUACCAGCUGGUGGCGGUAAUGCGCCAAUUUGUCGCUCGCCUCGCCAACCGCCCAAAAAAAGAACUCAAGAAGAAGAAGAAGUAGUAGUAGAGGCGGUAGCUCGCUAACUAUCAUAACAGCGAGCUGGAUCACAAAGGCUGCCAAACCUGUCACUGGUCGGUCAGCCCUGGGGCCACUCCCCUGCCCAGGUGAAGGAAAUCUCUCCAUACAUAUGCCACGUCUUGAUGCCUAAGUAGACUCCAGAUCCAAUGAACUCAAGGGAAACCUCUCCAGCGAGAGGACUACGCCAACAAUGAAAGGUGAUCCUUGGAAAACAAAAAAAAGAAAACGCAAGAAGACGCCAGCGAAGAAAGUGGUCACAUCCCCAGGCUCUGUGGAAUCUCACACUGUGCCAGGCGCUGACCGUGCCGCUGUCAGUGCCUCGGCAUGUUCCUUACCAAGUACUCCAAAAAGAAGCAGGAGACAAACAACGCAAGAAGUCUGCUGGACCUCCACACCUGUACACAGCUCCUCCAUCUGUGACAAAACCUCAAAGUCCCCUCCAAGAGCAAAGCUGGCAGAGCUAGAAUACACUGAAGUCAUCACUCAGUUAGAGGCAUCCAAGGUCGAUUCAUCAUGCUGCCGGUCAAAAUAUCAAAGCAAAUGCAAGAAAGGUCAGGCUUCCCUGCCAAGACAACUCAGAAAAAGAGUGACGAAGGAGCAAGCACAGACCUGCAGUGAAACAAACGCUCCACAAGCAAAGCGCCGGCGCGGCAAGACGGGGAAGGACGAGAGAGGGAAUUUACAGAGGCAUACCACUCCUCAGUCACCUGUACGCACUAGACCAAGAUUUGAACUGAAGAGGCCUGGUGCAGAAGAUCAAGAUGAGUCUUUGCUGUCGUCAGAUCUAUCGAUAGAGCUGAGUCACCACGAGGAACAGCUGCCAUCUUUGUCUUUCCAGGAAGAUGAGGACAGUGUGGAGGAGGAGGAUGAGGAGCUUCCAAGUUUCUUAAUGCAGGUGUACAAAAAGCCUCCAUCCAUCACAGAAGGAGCAUUUGUGUGGCACAAAGUUAGAAAUUAUCCAUUCUGGCCUGCAUUGGUAAAAAGUGUGAAUCGUAAGCAGAAAAAAGCCAGCAUCAUAUUCAUUGAUGACCCAAUGAUUCACAAAAAGAGAGGGUUUUCUGUGGCUCUGAAAAUCCUGAAGCCUUUUGACUGUGAAGAAGCCAAUCAGCUCGUGUGUAAAGCCAAAGAAGAGUAUGAAGCUGCAAUUGAGUGGUCCAUGGACCUCAUCACAGACUACAGAAUACGUAUUGCAUGUGGAUCGUUUUCUGGCUCCUUCAUCGAGUACUUUGCUCAUGACAUGAGCUAUCCAGUGAGGAGGAAGUACCCAGAGGCAGCCUCAGAGAGACUGACCAUCACUAGUGAUUCAAUGAUGGAAGAGUCAUUUGACAAUCUUAAGGAGGGCAGCUUCAGUGAUCAGCAGGGGAAGGCCAGCAGGGGCUCCAAGAGGCUGCUGCCAGACCGGACCCAUGCUGCCCACAAUCGGGCUAAUGAAAAACUUGUACAUUUCAUCGUCAAGCAGCGCAUGGUUGAAGGACGCCUUCUGGCUGUAAUCCGCGGGCAGCAGCAGUCCAGAUGGCUUCGCUCCUUUCAGAGUGCUAAUCGCAGACGGGUGGUAAACACAUACCUGGAGGACGAACAGCAGUUGGACCAGGUCUACUGGUACCUAAACGAGCUCUACUCGACAGCGAUGGCCACCGCUCCUUGCCUGGCAGAGAUGAAACCCUUGGAACGUGUCCCUUUUGUCCUGGAUGUGCUUCUUCCUGAGGCCAUCAUCUAUGCCAUAGCUGGUGUUGAUAAAGUCUCUGCAAAAAAAGCAGAGGAAAAGUACCUGAAAGGACGAUGUCUAAGCAACAGGGAAAGACAGGAGUUUGAUUUGAUGAUUGAGCAGCAGAUAAGGGAAAAAUCCCAGCAUCAGAACAGUGCACUAUUUUCUGACCCAAUCAGUUAGAGGAUUGAAUAUUGUUUAUGUUUUUUUUAAACAGAAUAAUUUCCUCCUUUUUUUAUUCAAAUGUUUGGUUUACAGGUAAUGUGGCUUUAUCUGUGUGCUUUGCUGUCCGUAGUAAACUAAAGCAGUCUCAGCUUUUUUCUGCAUUUUGUAAAAACACUGUACAAAUUAGUUUCUGGAUUGUAAACGCAGUUGAAAGUAUGAAUCCAGACAGAUGGCUUUAAAAAAAAAAAAAAGAAAGCUUAAAUGAUAAUAAAAUGGCUGUACUGCCAAAUUAAUCACAGAG
Scophthalmus maximus (turbot) is the source of this 2584-nucleotide messenger RNA. RefSeq names its product PWWP domain-containing DNA repair factor 3A. Lineage: Eukaryota; Metazoa; Chordata; Actinopteri; Pleuronectiformes; Scophthalmidae. Bases 604 to 2301 code for a protein of 565 amino acids. The transcript has 15 exons. The record is from RefSeq and is a predicted model, not a curated record.